Salvelinus sp. IW2-2015 is the source of this 8784-nucleotide messenger RNA. Its product is annotated as zinc finger protein 292-like. Gene Ontology annotation, cellular component: nucleus. Lineage: Eukaryota; Metazoa; Chordata; Actinopteri; Salmoniformes; Salmonidae. Gene Ontology annotation, molecular function: DNA-binding transcription factor activity, RNA polymerase II-specific; DNA binding. Gene Ontology annotation, biological process: regulation of transcription by RNA polymerase II. The record is from RefSeq and is a predicted model, not a curated record.
CGCGGCAGUGGUACGCGACCGAGUUGGGUGUGAAGAUGGCGGACGAAGAGGCCGAACAAAACCUCAGCGCACAGACCGAUACCAGUGCAACGAUUGUGGCACUCCGAGAGAAAUUGCUAAAAUUAGCAAUUGCACUGAAGAACAGUACGGACUCGCCGACUCAGUCGUCUACUCAGUAUUGUCAACACUUUUGCCAGACUCUGGUGGAGUAUGCUGGUCGAUGGAGGAUGGAGGAGGAGCCCCUGCCCCUGGUGGAGGUGUAUACAGUGGCCCUGCUGAGCUAUGCCCAGGCCUCCUCCUGCCUCUCCUCUCAGUGUGAAAACGUUCCCCUCGUACUUGAACGUCUCUCACUGAGCUGUGUAGAGCUGCUGCUCUCCCUGCCAGAACACUUCCCAGAUGCCUUGUGGGAAGAGUUCAAGUCAUCUGUUCAGUCAGCACACUCCCAGCUGCAGGAGAAUGGCAUCACACAGCUGGCCCUCCUGUCUGCUGUGGCUCAGGAGACUGGUGUGUGGACAAACAGCACCCUGCAUAGUCUCCUCUCUAAUGAGUCUCCACAAACAGAGGAGGUUCACAAGUUCCUUCAACUUGAGGGACCCAUUCUGCUGGAGAUGAGAGUAAAGCACCUUAUCAAGGAGAACCACAUGGAGAGGGCUGCACUGCUGGCAAGGGUUUGUGCAGAGUGUCCCGAGUUUGAAGGAAAAGGGCACUUUAAGCAGAUGUACCUGGUCUGCCUGUGCUCUGCCUCAGCACAGGAACCACUAAUGGAGGAGCUCUCCGAGGUUGAUUGCCGUGAUGCACUAGAAAUGAUCUGUAACCUGGAGUCGGAAGGGGAUGAGAGGGGAGCCUUCAGCUUAUGCUCAGCCUUUCUAACACGUCAGCUUCUCCAAGGAGACACUUAUUGUGCCUGGGAGCUGACACUGUUUUGGAGCAAACUGCUGAAGCGGAUGGAGUCAUCUGAAGAGACGUUCCUGGACAGAUGCCGUCAGAUGUCUUUGCUGUCCACAACGGUCUUCCACAUCCUCUUCUUCAUCAAAGUCAUUCAAUCAGAGGUGGGUAAGGUUGGACUGCCAGUGUGUGUUGACAUGUGCAUACAGGCUCUACAGUUGGAAUCAAGUGACGUAAACACCAAGGCCACCAUUUGCAAAACCAUCUCCUGUUUGUUGCCCACUGAUCUGGAGGUAAAGCGGGCCUGCCAGCUGACAGAGUUCCUCCUGGAACCCACAGUGGACUCCUACUACGCCGUGGAGACUCUGUACAACGAGCCAGACCAGAAGCUGGAGGAGGAGAAUCUUCCUGUGCCCAACUCGCUCCGCUGUGAGCUCCUGCUGGUGUUCAAGACCCAGUGGCCUUUUGACCCUGAGUUCUGGGACUGGAAGACACUGAAGCGUCACUGCCUGACCCUUAUGGGUGAGGAGGCCUCCAUUGUGUCCUCCAUUGACUUGCUGAAUGACAAUGAGAUCCCAGAGGCCCCUGAGGAGGAGGAGGAGGAGGACACAACCCAGGGUGAGGAAGUGUUCAGAGACGUCACGGACUACUUCGUGGACACCACACAUGAACUGAAUGAAAUAACCGAUAAAAGACAGAAAAUCCGAGAGACAAAGAAACUGAGAGAGAAAGGGUUCAUCUCGGCCAGGUUUCGAAACUGGCAGGCAUACAUGCAGUACUGUGUUCUGUGUGACAAGGAGUUUCUGGGGCACAGGAUUGUACGUCAUGCACAGACUCACUACAAAGAUGGACUUUAUAGCUGCCCGAUAUGCGCGGAGACCUUUACCUCAAAAGACAUAUUGGAACCACACGUGGCAUCACACGUAAAGCUAUCAUGCAAGGAAAGACUAGCUGCAAUUAAAACAAAUAAAAAAUUAGCUAAUCCCAAAACGGCUGCUCCUGUUAUUGCGGCUCUGAAAGCUAAGACUGAAAAUCUACUUCGGAAAAAAGAUGCAAACAGCGAUUCCCAGGAACACAAUGGGGAGUCGCUUCAGACAGAAUCAGUUCAGACCAAAGUCUAUGGACUUAAGACCGAAAGCAGCACUGAGGAAAACACAUGCCCUGUUGCAAACUGCAAAAAGGGAUUCAAGUAUUUCCGAAAUCUUCUUGUUCAUGUGAAAGCACAUAGAGAUAACGAUGAAGCAAAGCGCUUCCUUGAAAUGCAGAACAAAAAGGUGAUUUGUCAGUAUUGUCGUCGCCAAUUUGUUAAUGUCACCCACCUUAACGAUCAUUUGCAAGUGCACUGUGGUGUCCGACCCUACAUUUGCAUACAGUUGAACUGCAAGGCCAGCUUUCUCUCCAACACAGAGCUGCUUGUACACAGAAAAGAACAUGUCGUAUUUAAAGCCAGAUGCAUGUUUCCUAGAUGUGGGAAGAUUUUCAAUGAAGCGUAUAAGCUUUACGACCAUGAGUCACAGCAUUACAAAACUUUCACUUGCAAAGUCCCUAACUGUGGAAAAGUGUUCCAUUCUCAGUCACAGUUGGAUCUGCACCAGGAGGAACAUGUCACAAAAGAGGUGGAAUACCCAGCUACAAACACUGACCUUUCUCAUUUUCUGGACCAGAGGAUGCUUUCUGAUCAGGCUUCCUUCUCAGAGGAUGUUGUUGAGGCUUCUCAUCCAUCAGCAUCUGUUGAAGUGAAGCACUCGAUUGACAACCUGCUGAAUGCUUCUCAAGGUCCUGUUGAGAAUGAUCGACGAUACAUGAUUCAAAGUGAGCCACCAGUAAAAGAACUGUACCCAUAUUCAGAAAGAUCUGUUAUUCGGUCUACCACAAAUGCACAAACACAUGACCCAAAUCAGCUGAGACAUAGACACCAAGACCCCUCAGAGACUGCUGCAUAUGACUAUAUGAGACCCAAACCACAUAAUCCUCCAUUAGCUUCAUACCAAUAUCCUGGGGAUUUGCAUCAUGCCCAACAACCAAGUGUGUUUCAAGGUCAGGUCCAGAGUUUUCGCAAAGGUGGAAAUUAUGAAUCCAGGAACUACAAUUCUGACUACCGAGUACCAGUUCAAGAACAACAACAUCCACACAUGUCUGUUAACAUGUCAGCAUCAAGCCAGACCUCCCAUUACAUGUCAACUCCAAUGCCUCAAAUUCUUCCAUCGGUCUCUCACACACUUCUUCCACUAGUAACUCGUUUGCCAGCCACUGGUUGCAGAACAGAGAAUACACAGUGCCCGUUAGCAAGCACUCCUGCCCCACAGCACCACCAAUUACCAACUACUCCUGCCCCACAGCACCACCAAUUACCAACUACUCCUGCCCCACAGCAACACCCAUUACCAACUACUCCUGCCCCACAGCAACACCCAUUACCAACUACUCCUGCCCCACAGCAACACCCAUUACCAGCUACUCCUGCCCCACAGCAACACCCAUUACCAGCUACUCCUGCUCCACAGCAACACCCAUUACCAACUACUCCUGCCCCACCCCAAGGAGAGAGACACCACUGUGCUUUGGAGACAUGCGAUCGCAACUACAGCUCCUACAGAAGUGUUACCAAGCAUAUGAAAGCAGCUCACCCAGAGUUUUAUACAGAAUGGAAACUUGUUAAGAGAAAAACAAGGGAACAUGAAAAAGCAAGAAAAGCUGCCCCGUCGAGUCUGCCUCUGAUCGGGAACCAUAACUCUGUUGCUCCAAAACAACAUCAACAGGCUAAUGGUGUCCCAGUUCACAGCCACAACGUCAUUCAGCCAACCCCGCCCCUGUACUCAAACUCAAACCACUCUUACGCUUCCCAUUCAGCUGCUGUCCAAAGCCAGGCUUUCCCCAACCAAAUGGACAAUAUCUUAGAUCCCAUUGUACUCUCCCAGCUAGGAAACAACCCCAAUCAAUAUGCCCCACCUAGUAUGCCAUGGCAACAAACACCAGGAAACAACCAAAUCCAGAAUUAUCAUUCACAAGUAUAUCCCUCCUCAAACCUGCAAGGGAUGCCACAAAUGGAUGGUGGAGGAAUGGAUGUUCAUGUUAUUCCAUCCAGUCAUAUGAUGCGACCUAAUGUGGAAAGACCAGCAGAGUCACUGCUACCAACAACUAUGGAUAAUGUUCUUCAGCCUGUUUUCCCCUCUUAUGUGGACAUUCUGAAAGACUCAAGUCUAUCAAAUCAGCUGGGAAAUGCUGCACUUCCCUACACACCGCAGACUCAAAGUAAUUUGCGUUCUAAUUUCAAUCCCCCUGAAAGGAGUCGAAGAAUGCAGAAAACCAACAUGGAAUCACAUGUCCUUGCAGGAAACCAAUUGCUAGCAAGAAACAACAGUGCAUCUCAAGACGGCACCAAAAAUGCUGCUGAAAAAAAUCAGAUGGGCAAAAAAGUCAAGCGCAACAAAAGAACAAAGUGGCCUGCCAUUGUUAAAGAUGGAAAGUUCAUUUGCUCUAGGUGUGGUAGAGAAUUUACAAAUCCCAAAUCACUUGGAGGCCAUUUGUCCAAACGUUUACACUGCAAAGCCUAUGACACUGAGCUCCUGACAGCAGACUUGCCUUCAUCAUUUCUUGAUCUUCUCAAUUCAGAGCAACUUCUCAAUACUCAGCCCCCACCAUCUUCACAGUAUAACCCUGCUGCACCGUAUGCAAAUGAUGGCGAACAACCCGAUGAGAUUCUUAAACAAAUUAUGGUUACUCCAAAUAUUCCCAAUAUGUUUGAGCCCUCAGCGAUUCCACAGCCAACGUUCCAAAAUCCUUAUGGCCCCUACGGACCUGCUGGACGCUUGCCAGAAAGCACAGUCAUACAGCACACAGGAAAUGUCCAAGUGAAGACAGAAAAUGAAUCGUAUACAGAUGGUUAUCUUCAGCAGUCAUGUGACCCUGGGUUUGGCAGUAGUGCAUUCUAUGAGCCACUUCUCACUCAGGUGCUUGCAGAAAACAACCCCACCGUCUCACUUCACAGACUUCCCACAGACCAUAUUGAUAAUUUACUGAGGGCAGAAACACUGAUGAAGAUGAAAGAAGUGAAGGGGAAUUCUGAUUCUGCCUCCAAUUCAGGAGGGCUGUCUAAUGAUGGACUUCUGGCUGCAAUGGCUAGUUUGGCGGAAAACCUUAUGACAAACCCCAUGUUGCAGAUCACCUCACCAGACCCUCAGCCUCAACACAGUCCAGCAGCAACAAGUAGCAAACCGGUGGAGACACGGAGGAAGAGUGCGGAACAUAAUGUCAAGAAAAGAUUGCGUGAACAGAUUUUAGCUGGAGACUUCCAAAGAAGAAGCAUUUUAUCUCGGACAAGCAGCACUGACACACAUGCCAGUUUGAAUCUGGUGUCAUCCAAUCCAACAACCAAUGAUGUACAACAUUUUGGAGUACGUCAAAGUCCUCAGCCUUCCAAGAUGAUUGAUCACGAAAUCCCCUCUGUAUCAUCUGCCCAAAUGAACGGAGCAGCACCCAUGAAGAGCUUUACUAAUUUCAGAGAGGCUUCCUCUCAACACCACGAGGUACCUGCACCUACCUGCAUUGUUGCGAAUGACGUUGAUCUUGGUCCUAAUCUAACACCUGCAAACCAACAGCAUUGGAUAAUGGACAUUCAGACUGCAUUAGAGAGGCUAGACUUAGACAAACAACAGGUGUGUGAUUCUACUCCAACAUAUUCCUCCACAAAACCUAGCUGCACUGAUAUUUGCAAUGAUACUAAAUCAUUCCAGCCUAAUGUCUCAACAGAGAAGGAUACACAGAUUCCUGAUGGCUGUAGAAAGCGGUUUGCCUGUGAGAGUGACAACUGCACAUACAGGGCCAUGACAAAAGAUGCCAUUUUAAAACACCUCAUCAAGACUCACAAUUACACCAAUGAGAUGAUCAAUUCGAUUAAGAAAAAACAUGGGAAAUUUGCCCCAUUUUCUUGUCAAAUGUGUGAUAAGACUUUUACUCGAAAUUCUAACCUUAAGGCACACUGUCAGACAGCUCACAGAUUGACACAGCAGGAGAUUGCAGAACUAAUCAUGAAGCGCAAGUCAAGCAACACGGUUGGAUUUGCUAAUAACGAAGACAAACCACUUGUGCAUUCAGAGCCUCCUUUGUCUGGUCGGAUUGCCACAGCGCCCCACUCAAUAAUGGAGAAUAUUAGACGUCAACAUUCACUCCCGGAUGUGAGCCAAAAUCAAGAUGUGACUGUAAAAAACGUGUUUGCUUCAGGAGAAAGUAUAAAACAAGACUACCACCCACAUCCUUUCAAACAGCAGACUUCUCAAGGCAUAGCUGACCCGAGAUAUCAUGAUAAUAGCCUCUCCAUGGGAAUGCAGCCAAUGCAAAGGAUGCCCAUGCAUGAUCAGACACCUUUAAUGCUAAUGUCUGAAUAUCAAAUUAACGCACACUACUCAACAAUACCCCAACAGCCUUUAAUGACCCCUCCUGAUGCAGAUCAAUGGUCAAAUGGACAACACAUACCAGCUCCAUCUAGGCCUAUGCCUACUCAUUACAGUCAACAAUCUGGAGGCUACCUGGCAGAAAGAGCUGGCUCAAUGACACCUGCUCCAUCAGAUCCCCUUCAGGUUUGUGCUCCCUUGCUAGAAAAUACAUCCAAAAUCAAGCUGCAGAGAGGUCCAAAGCCUAAAGUAGAAAUUCCCAAGAAGAUGAAAGAGAAGAAGUCUGAGGCAAAUGAUUCUUUCAGUCCAUACAGGCCAUAUCGCUGUGUUCAUCAAGGAUGUGCAGCAGCCUUUACAAUUCAGCAUAAUUUAAUCCUCCAUUACAGGGCUGUCCAUCAGUCUGCUCUAUCUACAUGUGAAAUGAACAAUGAAAAUGAUCAAAAUGAGGAACAUGAUGAGAAAAAAGGCAUCAAGCAGGAGGGGGUUAUGGAGGAGGAACCAGAGGUUGAAGUAACCCAGGUAACAGAACUCAGAUGUCAAGUGAGCGACUGCUCGAGAGUAUUCCAAGACGUUCCGAACAUGUUGCAGCAUUACCUCCAGCUUCACAAGUUCAGCCUGGAUAAAGCAGGAUCUCUAAUGUCAAACAUCAACCUAGGCAGAUUCCGAUGUGAUCAGCAAGGGUGCACAGCAUCCUUCAUUGCUUUCUGGAAGUACAUCGGACAUAUUGAAAAAGAACAUGACAAGGCAAAACUUGCCAAAAUGGAACCUGUGGAUGGGAUGUUCCAAUGUGAUGUCGAAGGCUGUGACCGUGCUUACGCUACAAAGUCAAACCUGCUGAGGCACACCAUGAAAAAGCAUCAUGAACUUUACAAACUCCAACUGAUGAACCAACGGAAAAGUGAAGAUUGUGAGAAAUCUGACUCCAAGAAUUCACAUUACCAAAUAACUAAAUCAAGCGAUGGGAAAGAAAACAUAGAGGGCAACAAAAAGAUUACACAGAAGGGAGGUGACAAAAAGAAAACUGACAAGACAGAAAAAAAUAGUUGGACGAAAUAUGGAAAACCCUCAUUGAAAACUAAGGAUGAAGCGUCUGCAAUGUGCAUUAAGAAAUGCAAGUUGCAAUACCCCUGCAUGAUAAAGGGCUGUGAUUCAGUGUUGAAGUCUGAACGGAGUAUCAUGAAGCACUACAUGGGGCACGGACUGUCCGAGCGAUACUUAGAAGAGCAGAGAAGCCACUUCAUAUUCUGCAAGAAAUACCCAAGACGUAGAAACCUCCGCGCUGCCAGGAGCGAUGACUCUAAGUCUGAGACCUCCUCAGAGAUAUCCGACAGCGAGGACACAGCAGACACGGGCCUAGAAGGAAGUGAGUUUGACGAGUAUUCAAAACCUGUGUUACGGAGAAAGGGGAAGGGCGAACUGUGUGAUGCCAAACCUUCGUACGAUGAAAGUUCAGAAACUGCAUCUGAUGGUUCUGUGGUGGUGAAACGCAAGCGAGGAAGUCCACGGAAAAGUGUUUUUGAAAAAAUUGUAAAACGCAAGAGGCUGACAAGGAGUAAUGCGGUUUACUGUGGAGAAAAUGGAUCGGACUACGACUCCUCUAGCACUGCCCUUACCCAGGAUGAAAUGAACGAUCAAAGUGAAACGUUGACCUCCUUUAAGCCCAUGGGAUUCGAGGUAUCUUUCUUAAAGUUCUUGGAGCAAUCAAGCCCAUCUAAAAACGCUCUGAAGAAGAGGAUUCGACUGAGAAACGCUACAGUGUUGUGCAAAAGGUCAGACACAUACUUGCACUACCCAAAAGGCUUUGAUACCCUUGAGUUCAGGAACCCUCAGAAGCUGACGUCACUUAAAAAUGUAAAAAUUGUAGUGGACAAAGCCUUUUCGGACGUAGCUGAUACUCUGCUGAAGCAGCUCCAGGAAAUGCGACCCACAGUAAUAUUAGAAAAAUAGAUUCCUAUGUAGUAUUUAAGUGACUGGCUAAAUGUUUUUCUUGUCAAAACACCGUAACUCAGGAUUAGAACGGUUUUCAACCUGCUGCAGAAUGUUGCCCAAAACAAUAAUACUUUUGAUUUUGUUUUUUCACCGCAAAAUAUAAAUCCACGGUUUUUCAGUUGACUAUGUGGAAGUUGUUUUAAAAUGAUACAUUAUUUACUGUAACCUUGAGUCUGUAAAAAUCUUUUGUCUCUAUUAUAUAUUGAGGUCAUUUUAUAUUAUGUAUUAUUGGUAGGAUAAAUUUAAGCAUGUUUGUAUUUAUCUUCCCAGCACAUUGCCUUUGCAAACUAAAUUUAAAAUUGAAGGCGAUUAACAUCCCCAUGAGACAAUGAAAUGGUCCUUUUAAACAAACGGAAUGUGAUGUGUAUAGUUUGUGAAUGUUGUUGUUUCAUUAUGCCUUGUAAAUGUUCAUUUGUACGUAGACAAUGUUGUGUGUAAAUAUUGUUUUUGUUUUUUUCAAUGAACUACUGCCACCAGCAGUCUAACUUAAUUGAGAUAAACAGUUUUGUUACAGAUUGCA